Molecule: messenger RNA, 1479 nt
Organism: Daucus carota subsp. sativus
Lineage: Eukaryota; Viridiplantae; Streptophyta; Magnoliopsida; Apiales; Apiaceae
Product: probable ribose-5-phosphate isomerase 2
Exons: 1
Coding region: 463-1257 (264 amino acids)
Biological process (GO): pentose-phosphate shunt, non-oxidative branch
Molecular function (GO): ribose-5-phosphate isomerase activity
Source: RefSeq, a predicted model, not a curated record
UGCCCAAACACCAAAAAUAUGCACACAAGAGAAGUCCCAAGUUUUUCAAUAACCUAACAAUCCAAAACCCUACCAUCACCCAUUUCUCUCAAUCCAAUCCUCUCACCACUAAUUCAAUUUGCAAUCUUUCCCAUAUCUCUCUUUUCCCACAAAAGCUUCUUUCUUCAUUGUUGAAAAAGCUUCCUCUUUUACUAUCCUCCCCUCUUUUUUGAUUCUCAAAACCCUAAUCUCUAUCCCCCCUCUGCAAUGCUAUAGCCCUUGAGCAAUUAGCACUCAUUUUUGGACUCCCAAAUCAUCUUUAUUCAUAAAGAUUCAAUUUUUAUUCAUCCCCAUCAAUUCAUUUUCAUAAAGAUUUGAUUUUUAGUUAUACCCAUCAAUUAAUUUUCUUAAAGAUUCGGUUUUUAUACACACCCUUGAUUUUGUUUGCGUAAAGAUUCAAUCUUUAUUGAUUUUCUUGAUAACAUGGCUCUUGCACACCCUCGUUUUAUUGGGACUAACAAGCCAAAAGUUGAUUCUUGUCAAAUGGCUUCUCCACAAUCACCAGUGAUUUUGACCCAAGAUGAAUUGAAGAAGAUUGCAGCUUACAAAGCUGUGGAAUUUGUCGAAUCGGGUAUGGUUUUGGGGUUAGGAACCGGGUCUACAGCUUGUCAUGCUGUGGCUCGAAUUGGGGAGCUUUUGCAACAAGGCAAGCUCAAGAACAUUGUAGGAAUACCUACGUCGAAAAAGACUCAUGAGCAGGCUGUUUCGGUGGGAAUUCCCUUGUCUGAUCUUGAUAAUUACCCGGUUCUUGAUCUCGCGAUAGACGGGGCAGAUGAGGUUGAUCCUUAUUUAAAUUUGGUUAAGGGGAGAGGUGGGUCUUUGUUGAGGGAGAAAAUGGUGGAAGGUGCUUGCAAGAAAUUUGUUGUAAUUGUCGAUGAAACAAAAUUGGUUAAGCAUAUAGGUGGGAGUGGAUUGGCUAUGCCGGUUGAGAUUGUGCCCUUUUGUUGGAAAUUUACUCUCGAGAGGCUUCAAAUGAUGUUUAUGGAUGCAGGGUGUGUUGCUAAGCUGCGGAGGUUUAUUGAAAAUGGUGAACCUUUUGUUACGGAUAAUGGGAAUUAUAUAAUUGAUUUGUAUUUUGAGAAAGAUAUUGGGGAUUUGAAGGUUGCUAGUGAUGAAAUUUUGAGGCUUGCUGGUGUUGUUGAGCAUGGAAUGUUUUUGGAUAUGGCUACGACAUUGAUUGUUGCAGGUGAGCUUGGUGUUACGGUCAAGAAUAAGUAGUUUAGCUUUUAGAGGCUUAUCUAUCAAUUUGCUUAGCUAACGUAUUAGUAUAUCUAUGGAAGGGUGGUAGGGAUUGCCCUGUUAAAUUUGGGCUACAAUGAGUCAAUUGUUGUAUCAGAUACAAUCUUGGAUAUGUGAUUGGGGAUGAUGUUCCGAAAGUUUUGCAAAUUCUUGACAUUUUUGUCUCAUCAUCUAAUUAUUAAUACAUUUCAUUUCCAAACA